Amphibalanus amphitrite is the source of this 2269-nucleotide messenger RNA. Its product is annotated as serine/threonine-protein kinase WNK3-like. Gene Ontology annotation, molecular function: protein serine/threonine kinase activity; chloride channel inhibitor activity; potassium channel inhibitor activity. The annotation marks the transcript as partial. The transcript has 7 exons. Lineage: Eukaryota; Metazoa; Arthropoda; Thecostraca; Balanomorpha; Balanidae. The record is from RefSeq and is a predicted model, not a curated record. Gene Ontology annotation, biological process: negative regulation of sodium ion transport; monoatomic ion homeostasis; positive regulation of sodium ion transmembrane transporter activity. Gene Ontology annotation, cellular component: cytoplasm.
UCUGGCGGAUGUAGCGAGGUGGGGUUCACUGUUUGUUUCUUUGUGUUUUGUAGCGCUUAUUUUGGGGUUAGACGUCUUCCAGCUUACCUCAUCAUACAUGCUUCUGAACUGGUAAUUGAAGAGGUGGGAAUGUAUCUCCUGUGCGAUGGACAGGGCCCGGCCGUCCAAUGACAGCGACUCUCGGCAGCAGCACGAGCGGCCGGCGCCGGCGCGCAUCAAGGACACGGCGCGCAAGGAGGCCGGCGCCAGCAGCAUCCCCGUGCGCCACGGCGGCCAGAACGGCGCUAUGAGCAAGCCGCGCUCCGCCAGCGGCCGCACGUCGGCCAAGGCGGCGCUCAAGGAGCCGCCCGACCCGGGGCCGUCGGCGGCCGUGCGCGCCCUCCGCGAGCGCACCGAGAUGGGCUCCAACAGCAGCCUGAACGCCGCCGGCGCGCCGGCCAAAAAGGACCGGCUGCGCUCGCGCAAAAGCACGACGCCGCAGCCGGAAUCGAAGAUGCGGCCGGCGCUCAAGAAGCGCUCAUUUAGUGUGGAAGUGUCCGCGGGCGGCGGAAGCCAGAGACGUGCGUCGCCGCAUGAGCCUGUCAACGGUGACGGCGCGUCGGCCGGCGCUGGCCACAGUCACAGUCACAGCCACGUGCACAGCCACGGCGGGGGCGGGGGCGGGGGUGGGGGCGGCAAGACUCCUGUGCGUCUCUCUGCCGUGCGACACCGCGACCGUAACCGGCUCGACGGUGGCAAGGUGUCGUUCUCGCCGCAGAUCGAGUGGCUGGCGCCGGGCGAGGAGAUUGCCGAAAAGGCCGACACAGAGACGGUCAAAGAGUCGGCGCAGCCGGGCGCCGAGUCGCGCCGGCAGGCGGCCAGCAUGCGCAAACUCGAGGAGGAGAACGAGUCGCUGCGGCGCGCGAUCGAGAACUACCGCGAGCGCGAGCGGUCGGCGCGUGGCAGUGUGGACGGACCGGGCGGCCGGCCGUCACCGGCGCAGACCACCAAAAGCCAGGACGGGCCCGAGGACCCUGAGGAGGACGAGGUCGAAAAGGCCGUGGAGGCGUCGCCCAACGGUCGCUUCCUCAAGUUCGACGAGGAGAUUGGCAGAGGCAGUUUCAAGACGGUCUACAAGGGUCUGGAUACGACGACGGGCGUGUUCGUGGCCUGGUGCGAGCUGCAGAUGAGCGGCAACCGACUGAGUAAGAAGGAGCGCGACCGGUUCCGGGAGGAGGCCGACCUGAUGAAGGGCCUCACGCACCCCAACAUCGUCCGCUUCUUCGAGUACUGGGAGGUGGACAAGAUCCGCCGCCGGUGCAUCGUGCUCGUCACGGAGCUCAUGACCUCCGGGACGCUCCGAACAUACCUGAAGAACUUUGGUCAGAAGAAGGUGUCUCCGAAGAUUAUCAGCUCGUGGUGCCGUCAGAUCCUGAAGGGCCUUCAGUUCCUGCACUCUCGAAACCCGCCCAUCAUUCACCGCGAUCUGAAGUGUGAUAACAUCUUCAUAUCGGGCACCACCGGCCAGGUCAAGGUCGGCGACCUCGGUCUGGCCACACUGAAGAACCGCUCGUUCGCCAAGUCGGUGAUAGGCACGCCCGAGUUCAUGGCGCCCGAGGUGUACGAGGAGCACUAUGACGAGGCCGUGGACGUGUACGCCUUCGGCAUGUGCAUGCUGGAGAUGGUGACGUCCGAGUACCCGUACUCCGAGUGUACCGGCCCGGCACAGAUCUACAAGAAGGUCAUCACGGGCAUCAAGCCGUCCAGCUUCGACAAGAUCGACGACUCCCAGAUGCGCGACAUUAUCGAGUGGUGCACGCGGCUCAACAAGACGGAGCGGCCCACUGUCAAACAGCUGCUGAACCACGAGUUUUUCGCCGAGGACUGCGGCAUGCGCCUGGACGUGGCCAACCGGGAGGAGAGUAUCAGCUCGGACGGCAGCGUGGUCGAGCUGCGACUCCGGGUGCUGGACGCCAAGAAGCGGCGCGACAAACACAAGGAGAACGAGGCCAUCCAGUUCAACUACAACCUCAACAAGGACAACCCAGAGGAGAUCGCCAAACACAUGGUGAUGUCCGGCAUCCUCACGGAGGAGGACGCCCGCUCUGUGGCCAAGCUGAUCAGUAACCAGAUCCAGAGUCUGCGCCGCGCCCGCGAGGAGAAGCGCCGUGAGCACGGCAGCGCUCCGGCCGGCAGCGCCGCGUCCGGACAGCCGGCCGGCUCCGCUCCGCCGGCCCAGCAGCCGCCGCCGCAGACAGCCGAGACUCAGCAGCAGCCCCAGCAGCAGCAG